GACCGAGGGUGGGCCACCAGGCUGGACAUCAUUGUGACGGUGCCAUGAGGCCUGGCCUGGAACGAAGGACAGUGAGGGCACGGGUCGAGGGCCGAUAAGAAGAGCGGGGUGGACAGAGUUCCUCAGUCUAACUUCCCCUUACUCGGUCCUAUUUCACCAAAGCUGAACAGAAGAACGUACCACGACGGACUAAAUGACCUGUCUGCGCCACCAGACAACCCCUGCAGCGGUCCAGCGCUUCGCUAGUGCGCACACGCCCGCCCCAAAGGGCUGAGCGCGCCUCCCGGACAGCCAUACGCAUGCGUGACCGCGGUGUCACAGGCACUCUGGGCUGCUGGUCCCUUUCCCGCCCCUCCCAGGCGUGAAGAGCAGCUGGUGGCCUGGCUGAGCCGAGCGUGACCCAUGGACCUGCCAGAGAGCCAGGCUGGCGGCCCGGCUGCAGAAAUUUACCACCGGGAGCAGCCGGAAGACAUGAGCCUGGGGCCACUGCUCAGCUUAGAGGAGCAGAUACUCAACUCCACGUUUGAAGCUUGUGACCCUCAGAGGACAGGCACUGUGGCUGUCACCCAUGUGCUGGCCUACCUGGAGGCUGUGACUGGCCAGGGCCCCCAGGACGCACGCCUCCAGACAUUGGCCCAAAGCCUGGACCCCAACGGGGAGGGCCCUGGGGCCACUGUGGACUUGGACACCUUCCUGGUGGUCAUGCGUGAAUGGAUUGCUGCCUGUCAGCUGCAUGGGGGAUUAGAGCUGGGAGAGGAGACCGCCUUUGAGGGAGCCCUGACCUCCCCGCAGCUGCCAUCUGGAUGCCUGGAAGCUGAGGAGCCAGCCAACCUGGAGAGCUUUGGAGGCGAAGACCCCAGGCCCGAGCUGCCAGCCACCACUGAUCUGCUGAGCAGCCUGGAGGACCUGGAGCUCAGCAACCGGCGCCUGGCCGGGGAGAACGCCAAGCUGCAGCGCUGUGUGGAGACAGCCGAGGAGGGGUCCGCACGGCUUGGGGAGGAGAUCCUGGCCCUGCGCAGGCAGCUUCGAAGCACACAGCAGGCUCUGCAGUCUGCCAAGGCCGUGGAUGAGGAGCUGGAGGACUUGAAGACUCUGGCCAAGAGCCUGGAGGAGCAGAAUCAAAGCCUCCUGGCCCAGGCCCGGCAGACGGAAAAGGAGCAGCAGCACCUGGUGGCAGAGGUGGAGACCCUGCAGAAGGAGAAUGGGAAGCUGCUUGCCGAGCGGGAUGGAGUGAAGAGGAGAAGUGAGGAGCUGGCCACAGAGAAGGAUGCUUUGAAGCGGCAGCUCUAUGAGUGUGAACGCCUCAUUUGCCAACGGGACGCUGUUCUCUCAGAGCACGCGCUCCACACGGAGAGCCUGGCCCAGACGGUGGAGGAGUACAGGGCCACCACACGGGAACUGAGGUGGGAAAUCUCUCACCUGGAGGAGCAGCUGAGUCAGGCCCAGGAGGCACCGGAAGAGCUGCUGGAAGAGGCCCAGGCCAGAGGAGCCAGCUGGACCAGGCCACUGCCCCCAUCGCUGGGCCUGGAGAUCAAGGCCAUUUGGCAGAAACAAGAAGUGGCAGGUGCCAAGCUCUCUAGUCCCCUGUGUGGAGUGUGGCAGUGGGGAGAGAUCACCCGAGAGCCCAGUGAGGAAGCUGAGUUUCCAUCUGAAGCCCCAGGUGGGGGACAGAGAAACUCCAAGGGAGAGCCGACGUGCCUUGAAGGAUUGGGGAAAGAGCUGUCGAUAUGGUUGCCUGGAAGAGAGGAAGAGGAGGCAGAGGAGGAAGCGAAGAGCCAGCUCAUGGCUGACCUGACCAUCCUUCUGAGAGACCCUCACCCUGGAGACAUCCCAGGACGCUCUCCUGAGAGUCCUGAUGAGCUGGCACUCCAGCAAGCCUUGGUGCCCGUGGUGAAGGAGCUGGUCCAAGUCGGGCGGCCCUGGGGCCACCACUGCCUGUCCCUGUUAUGUCCCCAGCCACCCAGGGCCGCUCAGCACCCACUGCUCCCUGCCCGGGUCCUGGGCCCUGUGCUGCUGCUGCUGCUGCUCCUGCUCUCAGUACUGCUGCUGGGCCAGGCCCUGCCACCCACCUGGCCCCACCUGCAGCUCUGCUACCUCCAACCACCACCAGUGUAGGCACGAUGGCCCCAGCCCAGCUCAGUCAGUCCUGGUGCUGCCUGCCGGUGUCCGCACACCUAGAGCCGGUGCAAGGGCAGCCUCAUCCCUGUGCUGGGUUUUUAUGUGAAGUCUCCUGAUUUCCCCCUGCUGCAACUCCAUUUCUUAACAGAAACAAAAUGCCUCCAAUAAUG
This is a messenger RNA of Heterocephalus glaber (naked mole-rat), 2288 nucleotides long. RefSeq names its product KASH domain containing 5 (gene Kash5). Gene Ontology annotation, molecular function: dynein complex binding. The record is from RefSeq and is a predicted model, not a curated record. Gene Ontology annotation, biological process: spindle localization; homologous chromosome pairing at meiosis; telomere localization. Gene Ontology annotation, cellular component: lateral element; nuclear outer membrane; chromosome, telomeric region. NCBI's taxonomy places the organism in Eukaryota, Metazoa, Chordata, Mammalia, Rodentia, Bathyergidae.